This is a messenger RNA of Penicillium paradoxum, 561 nucleotides long. RefSeq lists its product as uncharacterized. Lineage: Eukaryota; Fungi; Ascomycota; Eurotiomycetes; Eurotiales; Aspergillaceae. The record is from RefSeq and is a predicted model, not a curated record. The transcript is spliced from 3 exons. Bases 1 to 561 code for a protein of 186 amino acids.
AUGUUCUCGACCUCGAACGACCUCACCCACUCUUUGUGCCUCGACGCGAUACAUAGAAAAGAGAAAAAAUGGCUCUCGCUUCUAUCGCUGCGAUUUGGUGCAGUACUGUGUACCAUGAUAGCAAUAAUAUGCUUUGCCUGGGCCUUGGUAAAACAUGAUGAAGGCAUUGUCUCAACCGAUGGGCUAGGAGCAGCCUGGGCUUCAAUCAAUAUAGGCACAGCCUCGUACGGAUUCGUCUGGUCCACUGUUGUUCUCAUCGUUGUCUUUUGCAACUGUGCUAUUCCUCCUGGAGUAACCAUCGCAUUUGACUGUAUUGCUUUCCUCGCUCAGAUAAUCACUGUUUGCUUGGAAUUGAUUGAGAUUGCCCAUUGGCACGCUGGUGGUUAUGGAGAUUACAGUCACCCAGAUGCGGGUCCGUUGUAUGGAGCAGAAUGUUUGGCGUGUUCUGUGAUGCUUCUUGGGAUUCUUUUCAACAUCAUCCUCUUUUUGCGCGCCUCUAUGGCCUGUCAUGGGCAGCGGAAGGCUGCGAAGAUCGCUAAACAGCAGACACUCGAUGCGUGA